Pseudoliparis swirei is the source of this 7731-nucleotide messenger RNA. RefSeq names its product synaptojanin 1 (gene synj1). Lineage: Eukaryota; Metazoa; Chordata; Actinopteri; Perciformes; Liparidae. The record is from RefSeq and is a predicted model, not a curated record. Bases 119 to 5170 code for a protein of 1683 amino acids. Gene Ontology annotation, molecular function: phosphatidylinositol-4,5-bisphosphate 5-phosphatase activity; nucleic acid binding. Gene Ontology annotation, biological process: phosphatidylinositol dephosphorylation; synaptic vesicle endocytosis. The transcript has 32 exons.
UUGGAGUUUGGAAUGUACCAUUUUGCCAACACACCGGGAAGAAUCGUGUUGUGACAGCGGAGUAUCAACCCGGCGGGGGCAGACGGUAAUCACCUAGUUGUUUCAUCUUGGAUCAACAAUGGCCUUCAGCAAGGGAUAUCGCAUCUACCACAAGCUGGACCCACCUCCCUACAGUGUCAUCGUGGAAACUAGGAGCCGGGAAGAAUGCCUCAUGUUUGAAUCUGGGGCUGUCGCCGUUCUGUCGGCGGCCGAGAAGGAUGCCAUUAAAAACUCAUAUGCCAAGAUUCUUGAUGCCUACGGCAUCCUGGGCGUCCUCCGCCUAAACCUGGGUGACGCCAUGCUCCACAGUCUGGUGGUUGUGACCGGAUGCAGCUCUGUGGGGAAGGUGCAGGAUUCUGAGGUGUUCAGGGUCACGCAGACAGACUUCAUAUCGCUGAAGAACGAUUCAGGAGAUGAGGACCGCAUCGCCGAAGUGCGAAAGGUCUUGAACUCGGGACACUUCUACUUUGCCUGGUCUGCCACUGGUGUCAGCAUGGACUUAAGUCUCAAUGCACAUCGCAGGAUCCUAGAGGACACGACAGAUAACCGCUUCUUUUGGAACCAAUCUCUGCACCUGCACCUGAAACACUACGGAGUGAACUGUGACGACUGGCUGUUGAGGCUGAUGUGCGGCGGCGUGGAGAUCAGGACCAUCUACGCAGGACACAAACAGGCCAAGGCGUGCAUCUUCUCCCGCCUCAGCUCGGAGCGGGCCGGCACACGAUUCAACGUCCGAGGGACAAAUGACGACGGACAGGUGGCCAACUUUGUGGAGACUGAACAGGUUAUUUUCCUGGAUGACAGAGCCUCAUCCUUCAUCCAGAUCCGUGGGUCCAUUCCUCUUUUCUGGGAGCAGCCAGGAAUCCAGAAAAAGUCCAUUAAGGGUGUUUUGUUGCACCUGAAUGAGAAUCGGCACCGUAAUUGGAUGGAUGACAACCCGCACCUGGUCGGUUCUCAUCGCGUCAAACUCUCGAGGGGAUUUGAGGCGAACGCGCCAGCAUUCGAAAGACACUUCACUGCACUGCGGAGGCUGUACGGUAAACAAGUGAUCAUCAACCUGCUCGGGGGCAAGGAAGGGGAGCACAUGCUCAGCAAAGCUUUUCAGAGUCACCUGAAGGCAUCGGAGCACAUAUCAGCCGUGAAGAUGGUGAACUUUGACUACCAUCAAAAUGUGAAGGGGGGCAAAGCGGACAAACUCCACAGUGUCCUCAAACCCUACCUCAACAAGUUCAUCGAGGAGUGCGGCUUCUUCUACUACUCUGCAGAGACGGGCAUCGUCAGGACUCAAGGUGGGACCAUUAGGACCAACUGCCUGGACUGUUUGGAUCGAACCAACAGUGUCCAGGCCUUCUUUGCCCUUGAGAUGCUGCCAAAGCAACUGGAGGAAAUGGGACUGACGGAGAAACCCCAGCUGGUCGCCAGGUUCCAGGAGGUCUUCCGGACCAUGUGGUCUGCCAACGGAGACUCCGUCAGUAAGAUCUAUGCGGGCACUGGCGCCCUGGAUGGCAAGGCCAAGGCGGGAAAGCUCAAAGAUGGCGCUCGUUCCGUGACGAGGACCAUCCAGAACAACUUCUUCGACAGCUCGAAGCAGGAGGCCAUCGACAUCCUGAGGCUGGGCUCCACGCUCAACAGUGAUUUGGCGGAUAAGGCUCGGGCCUUGCUCACUACUUCCAGUCUUUACAUCACUGAGCCCAUCUUACAAUCAGCCUCCCCGAGGGUAUUGCUGGGAAUGUGUCAGAACCACCAUAAAUACACGAGGCCCAAGCAGAUCCGAGUGGGCGUCGGCACCUGGAAUGUCAACGGGGGGAAACAGUUUCGCAGCAUCGCUUUCCGCAACCAGACGCUCAACGACUGGCUGUUGGACGCUCCAAAGAAGGCCGGGCAUCCCGAGUUCCAGGAUAGCAAAGCAAACCCCAUCGAUAUCUUUGCCAUCGGCUUUGAGGAAAUGGUUGAACUCAAUGCCGGAAAUAUCGUCAGUGCCAGCACUACAAACCAGAAACUUUGGGCGGCGGAGCUGCAAAAGAACUUGUCGCGGGACCACAAGUACGUGCUGCUUGCUUCAGAGCAGCUGGUGGGCGUGUGCCUGUUCGUCUUCAUCCGCCCGCAGCACGCCCCCUUCAUCCGGGAUGUUGCCGUGGAUACUGUGAAAACCGGGAUGGGCGGGGCUACGGGCAAUAAAGGAGGCGUGGCCAUCCGCCUGCUCUUCCACACCACCAGCAUCUGCUUCGUCUGCUCCCACUUUGCCGCCGGCCAGUCGCAGGUCAAGGAGAGGAACGACGACUACAGCGAGAUCACGCGCAGACUCACCUUCCCCAUGGGUCGUCUGCUCUACUCGCACGACUACGUUUUCUGGUGCGGAGACUUUAACUAUCGAAUCAGCCUGCCCAACGAGGAAGUCAAAGAGCUAAUCAAGCAGCAGAACUGGGAUGCCUUGACAGUUGGGGACCAGUUGGUGGACCAGAAGAAUGCUGGUUUGGUGUUCCGAGGUUUUAUCGAGGGGAAGUUAGAUUUUGCUCCCACCUAUAAGUAUGACCUCUUCUCAGAAGAUUAUGACACCAGUGAGAAGUGCCGCACACCAGCCUGGACCGACCGCAUCCUCUGGAAGAGGAGGAAGUGGAACUUUAAUAUGACAGUCGAGGAGAUGAACGUCGUGGGAUCAGCUUCUACAUCAGGGGACAAUGACGACGAUCCCGAUAACCCCUGGAGUCCGGGCACUCUGAAGUACUACGGCAGGGCUGAGCUCAAGACCUCCGACCACAGACCCGUGGUGUCGAUCAUCGACGUCGACAUCCUGGAGGUCGACUCGGAGGCGCGACACCAGGUCUACAAAGAGGUCAUUGCCCAACAGGGGCCUCCAGACGGCACCAUCCUGGUGUCGCUCUGCUCCUCCGGCCCCGACGACUACUUCGACGACGCUCUCAUCGACGAGCUGCUGGACAAGUUUGCUAAUUUCGGAGAGGUCAUCCUCAUCAGAUUUGUGGAGGAGAAGAUGUGGGUGACUUUCCUGGAAGGUUACUCUGCUCUUGCUGCUCUGUCUCUCAGCGCUUCCACUGUCCUUGGCAAAAUGAUGGACAUCCGUCUGAAGAGUCCAGGCUGGAUCAGGAGUCUGGAGGAGGAGAUGAGUGUGGAUAGAAUCUGUGGCAGCAUCCCCACCUCGGCCAGCUCCACCCUCCUCGCCGAGGACACGGACAUUGGCGAUGAUGAUUACGAUAUGGAAGGGGAUGUGGACGAGGAGGUGGAGGAGAUCCUUCCCCAGCACCUUCAGCCCGGAGCAGGCUCAGGGCCCGGAUCCUCCCCGCUCCCCUCCCCCCGCAGCAGUCCCUGUAACUCACCUACCCACGGGGAACCCGUUGCCCCCGGCAGGUCGAGUCGUGGACAGCCCUCCCGGCCAUCACAUGGGCCUCCUGUUGACUUCCAGCCUGGUGCCCCCACAUCAUGGGAGCCCAAACGCCCUCCUCCCCCCCGCCCCCACGCCCCUCCAGCCAGACCAGCACCUCCUCAACGCCCCCCGCCACCUUCAGGACCAAAGAGCCCCGCUCUCCCUCGGCCAGAGGCAGCUGUAGCUCGAGGCCAGGUAGCGGUGGGAGCUUCUGGACCCGGAGGUGCUCCCAGACCCAAUAUCCCUCCCCGGGCGGGGGUGAUCAGUAUGCCCCCUCAGUCUCGCCAACUACCUCCCUCUCACCCUGGAGCGCCCAGGCCCAUCCAAGAGGUGCAUCCCGGGGCCCCUCGGCCCAUCACAGACACCCACCCUGGAGCCCCGCGACCUGUGCCCUGUGGCCAGGUCAAACCCACCGACCUGCCUCUGAGUCCCCCUCCCUCAGGACCGUCUCCUACAGAGCCCCCUGCAGCGAGACCCCAGGUUCCAUUCCCCAUGCAGGCCCCCAUGCAGGCACCCAUGCAGGCACCCAUGCAGGCACCCAUGCAGGCCCCUAUGCAGGCCCCCAUGCAGGCAACCAUGCAGGCACCCAUGCAGCCCCAACCCGCCACCCCUACAGCUCAGUCCCAACCCCCACCACCGAUGCACCCCACACUUCAAGCUCCCCUCCAGCCUGCGCAAGCUCCCAAUGCCGGGCAUCCUCCUCCUGCCGCCGCCCCCUCUGCCGGCUCGCCACAAGGUCUAGCGUCUCCUAAGCCGCCGCCACGUUCCCGCUCCUCUCACGUUCUGCCACCCGAAGCUGCCAAGUCUGAGACGGCUGCGCAGACCAAUGGACUGAAUGGAAUCCAAGGAGAAGCACAAUGGAUGCCCGGCACCUUCGAAACACCCGCUUCUGAUUUCUCCUCCUCCUCCUCCUCCUCGUCGUCCUCCUGGCACAGCACCCAGUCUCUGACCAGAGGCUCCUCUCUGCGUGCCCCCCCCUCUGUUCCCGCGUUCACGUGUGCGUCCUCCAGCGCUCUCCCUCCAUCCUUCCCUCUGCAGCCCUCCGCUCGGUCAGUCGACUCGUCGUCGUCGUCGUCCGCCGCCCCGUCGCAAUUCGCCUCCUCCUCCUCCUCCUCCCUGCUUCCGCCUCCUCCGGUCCAGUCUCGUAGCCGCUCGCAGGAGACGCUGCACGCCUCUCCCUGCCCCCUCCCUCCCGACCCGCUCCCAGCCCGACCGAGCAGCACCAACCCCUUCACGGGCCCGCUGCCGCAGCAUCGGCACCGCUCGCUCACGCCGGACUUCAGCGCCCAUCGCCCCGCGUCUGCUUUCACUCCCCCGCUCAUCCUCACCCCGGCUCCAGCCCCGACUGCUGCCCCCGCCUUCCAGCUCCAAAGGAGCUCGUCCCCGUUCGGUCCGUCAUCCACGUUCCCCCCCGCCCCGUCGCCGGCCCCCUCCUUGCCCCUGGCGCCAGCCUCCUCCCUUCCGCCUGGCCUCGCACCGCGUCGCCAGCCACCUCCCCCGACCCGGCGGUGGGUCACUUUCGAUAAUGAUUUGGAUUUUAAACCUCCCACCAGAACGCCGCAGGCUCCCGCCGUCCCCUCCAGUUCCCUCGCGUCCCAAACGCAGCCCUCCAUCUCCGCGUUUGACUCCGAGCCCGACUGGUUAUCCUCGGUCCCUUCGGUGUUCCCAACCCUCCCUCCUGCCAUCCCAAGCAGAACUGUGAACAGCAACCCGAAGCCCCCGGAGGGACCCGGCGACGACGAUCACUCGUAAUAUGUAAAGGGCAUAUCCAGAUAUGUAUAGAUCCAUGAUAAAUGUGUAUAUGUGUGUGUGUACAAAAGGACAAUAAUUAAAAGUAUAGACCGACCCCCCCCCCCCCGCUGAAUCACAGGCACGGUGUUGCGUCUCGAGCAGAAGUGUCCGGGCCCAAGCGUAACCACGGAGAUGUGUGCGCGUUCCCUGACAGUAACAUUUAUUUUAGUAAGAAUUGCUCUGACGUUUAUUUUAAAUCGUGGCAGCAAACACUGUGUCCAUAUGGUAUGGAGUUAUAUAACGUACAUCUAUACGCACAAAUGAUGUGUUUUAAUGUGUGCGAUAUCAAGCGGUUUCUGCGUGGCCGCGCAGCACGCCGACGCGUUCAUAUCCAUCGUUCUGACAUCAGAGGGGGAUUCUCAGAGUAGCGGGUCAUCUUCUAGCUUCUGAGUUUACAUAUCCGAGAAGGCUAUAUGCACUGGAGGUUUGGCAUUCGCCCCCAACAUCGUGUGUUGUACAUUUCGUUGUGUUCUUUCGUGUCCGAGGGGGUCCUGAUUUCACCAGAUCCAUUGUGAGCUUGUUGCUUUUUUAUCAUGAAUGUAUUUUGUGUUUAUGCACCGCGUUGCGUCAUCGCCUCCUUGCUGACGCCACGAUGUGAACCAGAACAGCACGGGACCGUGUCAGUCGGGCAAAAACAUGUUCACUGCCGCAACACCGACCUCAUCUCGCCACUUGAUAGUCAGACAUGUUGCUCUCUCUCUCUCUUUCUCCUCUCUCUCUCUCUCUUUCCCCCUUUUCCUUUUUCUUCCCCCUCUCCCUUGAUGGACGAUUGUUCCCCAGCUUCUCUCUCUCCAUUCAUUCAUUCAGCCAUCACUCGUUAAGCUUAGCUGAAUAUAUUUUGUAGCGCUAUAUCAAAACCUAUACAUCGUGAUUGUGUAUUAAAAAAAAGUUAUGUUUUGGACAUGGAAGCGACUCCUCGCUAGAUGUGCGUGCGCUCGUGUGUGUGUGAUGGCCGUAACAGUGACUUGCACAAUGUGACGGACGCACCGGUUCUGCUCUCGCUUGUAUUCUCGCUGAUGGCAGAGGGACAGAAGUGAGAGACUGAAGAGAUGGACGUUCCACAGCCGCCGCGUUUUGAGCCUCCUUGAUUUGAUCCAAAGCAUUUAACCACACUUUUGUAAGAUCUGUGUGUGUGUGUGUGUGUGUGUGUGUGUGUGUGUGUGUGUGUGUGUGUGUGUGUGUGUGUGUGUGUGUGUGUGUGUGUGUGUGUGUGUGUGUGUGUGUGUGUGUGUGUGUGUGUGUGUGUGUGUGUGUGUGUGUGUGUGUGUGUGUGUGUGUGUGUGUGUGUGUGUUACGACGAUGGUGUGAUUUGAGUCCGUGGGCAUGGCAGCAAUGGCGAGCCACGUAUAAUAAUAAUAAUAAUAAGAGGGCAAAAAAAUUUAAAUUCAACUUUUUGUUUAUUCCGAAAAGCCAUGCUUUUUUUAAUUUCUACAAACAUUUACUCUUAAUCUAUUGUUGAUCCCGUGGUGUGAGGUGUUGUGUUUGAGGUGCAUAUCGUCUGUUGUGUCGUGUUUGGAUGUGUGUGUGUGUGUGUGUGUGUGUGUACAGAGUUAAGAGUGGAACAUUUUUCUCCCAGGAAGUCUUUUCUUUGAAGUGUAUUCGCUUACAGGUCCUGAACUAUCGGCCACUGGAUUCAAAUGGUUUCCACUGUAUUUCCGAUCUCCAGCUGGCUGUGGAGUGACCUCGCUGUAUGUAAACAAUACAAGACAAAGGACUUUUCCACAAAGCACAGUACAAGCUCGAGCGUUAAUCGCGACUGGGCCUCGCUGGAGGUCGUGACCUUUCACGAGGCGUGUUCGUUAUGCGGAAAAGAGGUGAUUGUGUCAUUUCCCUUUUCCCCCCCCGCUGCUGUCGAGUUGUGUAGGUCAGCGUCAAUGUCGGUGGCAAUGAUGACGAGCAAUAGUUGAGCUAAAAUGAUCAGCGAGAGUGUAAUUCUCCUCCAACGUGACACAUGCCAGCAUCUGAUCAGGUGUUAUUCCUCCAACCUUCAGAAAUGAUGUACCGGCUGAAAUGUCUUGAAAGCAUUUUAAUGUCUAAGUUAAAACAUCAGACUCAAUAAACUAAUGCUUCUGCUAUUUGUUUAAACACAAAACAUAUAUAUUUGUUCACUGCACUGAACGCAUUGGCUGUCUAUGGAAGCAAGUGUAUCGGCUUGCAUUUGCUUUAAAUGUCGAUCUCUAACGCAUUCGUUGUGUUAUCCAGAUGUGUGCAGUAGAUAAUGCAUCUGCAUUAGCGGUAGGGAGCUUUCCAACGCUUUGUGUACUGUCAUGUUCAAGAUGAGAUUUUAUAGGAAACACAUUGCUCCUUUUGUGAGGUCGGUGUCCCUUUUUAUGGUUAUAAUCCAUAGUGAAUAAGGAGUCUGUGUUGUUGAACAUAUUCUGUAUGUAUUAAAGAGAAAACAUGAAACUGCAAUUCAUGUUAAUAUCCAACGUUCCAUAUUUUAAGUGCGAUGCUGAUUGCACAUUUAUGUAUAAAGCAGUUUAUGUUGUAUGUAUGCAAAAAUAAAUGGAAGUUGACCCUGA